Homalodisca vitripennis (glassy-winged sharpshooter) is the source of this 856-nucleotide messenger RNA. RefSeq names its product protein archease (gene Archease). Gene Ontology annotation, cellular component: tRNA-splicing ligase complex. Gene Ontology annotation, biological process: tRNA splicing, via endonucleolytic cleavage and ligation. Lineage: Eukaryota; Metazoa; Arthropoda; Insecta; Hemiptera; Cicadellidae. The transcript is spliced from 4 exons. The record is from RefSeq and is a predicted model, not a curated record. Bases 376 to 837 code for a protein of 153 amino acids.
UAUACUUUUUUUAUUUGGGGUGUUUGUAUUUUAUACUCUUUGGGUUCCUGUAAAUAAUCAAUGUUAUUCUGAGAAAUAAAUAAUAUAUUAUACCUCUGAAACGAAUUAUGUUAAUUUAGAUUACUGGAAACUUCUCAACUUCACACGGUGAUGUUGGCUCAACAAGAAUUGAAUGAAACAAAAUAAUGAGUCAGUGAGUGAGUGAACCAAAAUGAUAGGUUAUGACGAAGUUAGGUUAUGAUUGUAAGAGUCUUCCGCGUCUAGUUGUUUUUUCUUUACUAUCACUUGAAACUAAAAUAAUCACUGGAGAUUUAGCUAAUAUUAAAGUAAUGAUUUGAAUAUUUAAUAGGACUGUAUUGUACUUCUAGACUAAAGAUGGCUAAUAUAACGGAAGAGGAUUGGAAUCUUCCACCAUGCAAUUAUGAAUAUUUGGACCACACUGCUGAUGUUCAAAUACACGCAUGGGGGGAGACUCUGACAGAAGCCUUUGAGCAGUGUGCUAAUGCCAUGUUUGGCUACAUGACAGAGAUUGAGUAUGUUGAGAUGGUGGACACCCAGGACAUUGAGGCUGAAGGCCAUGAUAUGCUAUCCUUGCUUUUUCACUUUCUGGACGAAUUUUUGUUUCUAUUUAGUGCUGAGCCUUUCUUCAUUGCCAGGAAAGUAAAGAUACUCGAAUUUGACAAAGAAAAUUUCAAGAUAAAAGCAAGAGGAUUUGGUGAAACGUUUGAAAUUGGAAAGCAUCCUCAAGGAACAGAGGUGAAAGCAAUCACGUAUUCUAACAUGCAAGUGCAUGAAAAUGAAGGAAAGUCUGAAGUAUUUGUAAUUAUUGAUAUAUAAAUUUAUAUAAUUUGUUGAA